Papaver somniferum (opium poppy) is the source of this 735-nucleotide messenger RNA. RefSeq lists its product as uncharacterized. The coding region runs from base 1 to 735 and encodes 244 amino acids. The record is from RefSeq and is a predicted model, not a curated record. Lineage: Eukaryota; Viridiplantae; Streptophyta; Magnoliopsida; Ranunculales; Papaveraceae. The transcript has a single exon.
AUGGUGUGGACAUUAGAGAAAAGUGGUAAAUUCACAAUGAAAUCUUCUUAUAAAAAGAUGUAUGAAGAGAAAAACAAUAAUGCAGUGGUUGCACCUAGAAUGAAGAGUAUUUUUAAAAAAUUAUGGAAGCUUCCUUUACUCCGAAGAAUUAACCAGUUCUUACGGAAGUAUGUGAAGAACUUUCUUCCUACCAGAGAUAAGCUAUCCUAUGCAAUUCAAAAGGGAGAUUACAGCUGUCCAUUCUGCUCUCAAAUGAUAGAAACUGCUUCUCACUGCAUUCUCAACUGCUCUAUGGUGAAACUUGUCUGGUUUGGUCUUCUUAGUAUCCAUACUCCAGAUAAUAUCAACCUUGAGGACUGGAUUUGCAGUCUUUUUGAUAAUAUCCAAGCUGGCCAUAUCACUGAGGAUGAAAUAUGCAAAAUAACAAUAGUCUCCUGGUGUAUUUGGACUCAGAGAUAUGACACAAUCUUUAAAGAAAUAUCAUCCACUGCAGAUAUCAUCAUCCAGAACUGCAGGAAAUUCUUAGCAGAAUAUAUUGAAAUGUCGCAUAAAAAGCCUAACAGCGCAAAUGGGAAAAACAGAUAUAACUUGCAUUGGUCUCCUCCUCCUGCUGGAGGUUUUACUAUUAACUAUGAUGGCUCCUAUCUUAGUAAUUCUGGUAGUAUUAGUCUAAUUAUGUGUGAUUUUGCAGGAUAUCACAAAGGAUCCAGAUGCAUCUAUCUAGUUGAAUCAUAG